Molecule: messenger RNA, 7585 nt
Organism: Anopheles funestus (African malaria mosquito)
Lineage: Eukaryota; Metazoa; Arthropoda; Insecta; Diptera; Culicidae
Exons: 7
Coding region: 1635-4730 (1031 amino acids)
Cellular component (GO): plasma membrane
Source: RefSeq, a predicted model, not a curated record
CUUAAAAUGGAGCGCCGUCGGCAGGACGAUUCUCAGUUAAGCGGUCUCUGUUCGUACGGUCGGUUCGAUUGGCAGCGGAAAAAACACACCUAGUUGAACGGCUGAGUGUUAAACGGCGCGGGUUGUACCCUCGGAACACACAUUCACCGAGCUGUCAAACAAUUGGAUUCGCGUGAACAGGAAACCGCUCUGAUUCUUCAGUGCUGCCAGACUUCCGGCGAUAGUUCCGAGAGGUGCUUCGGUCUCGGUCACAGGUCGGUGCCAACAGUGCUGGUUGCAAGAAUACAGGGAGCGCAUAAGGCAACACCAAAGUGAACCGUGACGUGGGGGUUUUCCGUGCCAGUUCCCUGCUCUUCCGUGCUCGCGUGAAUGCGCACAAGGGGUGGAAAAGUUUGUUGUUUUUUUUUUUGUUUUGCUUUCGGAAGGACAAUCGGUAAUACGGUGUGCGACCCGAGACCCUGUGAGAGUGUGAGCGUUCGUGGAAAGUGGAACUCCUGUGACAGUGUGUGUUUUUGUGUGCUAAAUGGACGUAUUUUUUUUUUUGGUUUGCCUCUGCUCGUUUGUGUUGCGUGUUCGCUCCGUGUGUUAUUGUUUCUUGACGCGACCGGAAAAAGGAUGUAACGCGCCCCUCGCUACGUCCUCAAUAGCUCAAUAGCCGAAUCCUGGCGUAUAGAAAGCACCGCUGAACAAUCAAAUUUGACGUUCAUGUUUUGCUACCAUUUUGACAGAUUAAAGUUGACAGAAAGUGUACAGUAGAGAAGUCAUCUUCUAAGUAAUUAAAAGCACCUUCACCUUUAUGAGAGAGGUCCAAUCGAUUAUUCUAGACCCUUUGGAACGAACAGACCAUACACACCCAACCUUGUGCUUGUUCUGCAAAGAGCAAGGUUAAGAUGACUUCAGAACCAUGCCAAGCUAAAAAGUGAUGAGGAUUGCCAUCCAACCUCGAACGAGUGUAAUUGUGAACGAGAAAAGAAGCAGAAGUGGAAAGAAAAAAAUCCAUCCAUCGAGUUUUCCACUUGCCGCCGUGCCAGCAGCAGCAACCGAGAGGGAUUCGUGGAAGUCAGUGUUCAACAUCUAGCAUCUGCCAGAGACACAGAGUGCGCAAACACCGGGACGAUACGGUCACACAGCGGAGACACGUCCACCAGGGUGUAUAUACCCAGGCAGCAGGCAAAAGGAACGGGGCACGAAAACUUAUUUGAGGACAUUGCCUUGUAAGUUGGGCAGCGAUAUUGGAAAGGUAACCAAACAACACCUACAGGAGAAUCGAUUUUGUUCCACCACCGACAACGAGGGAAUCGCUGAACAGUUGCUGCUUCUACUGCUGCUGCUGCUGCUGCUAAUCGAUCGAUAAUGACAAAAUAACAACGAACGAAGCAAGUGUACGGUACACUGCCCCUACACGGUUGGAACUGAAAGACGCCUAAGGUCAAGGGCUGCGUCGAGAUUACGUCCGUAUGUACGACGAAAGGCAACGAAACUGGAACACUAAACAAUACAACUCUCGCACGUCAGUAUCCGUCAGAAGAACGCCAGUACCAGCGCUGCAAAGAAGAACGGUUCCGUAAACGGUGACAGUGAGAAAAAUAAAGCAGCACCGGCACCACCGCAUCCCCCAUCCCUGCCCGGUAAGCAUGUGUUCCCGAAGCAGCAAUACGUCCCGAGGGACAACUUCUGUCAUGGUCCUUGGAGUACUGCUCGUGCUCCUCACACUAGCCACGAAUCGAAGCCUUUGCAGUGUAGCACCACAUCCGGCCACCAUUAGCGUUACCUCCAGUGAGCCCACAUCCAGCAGUAGCAGUAGUCUCACCGCUAGCAACCUCACCGACCGAACACAUCCGAAUCCACCGGAUGAGCCGGACGUUACAACGGUACGCACGACACCACCGUCAGCGGGACCGGGACGUACAGACACCGCGACGACGCAAAGCGAACAGCCACCGGUACCGCCCGAAGGUCAGAUACCGCUGGAACGGUUGCCCUCCAACACGCUGCUCAAGUACACCGCCUACAAGGACGUCUCGAUACUGCACUUUCGCAUACCGACCGACACCCGUACGGCCUUCUUUAGCUUUAAGGCUUACGAGGAAUCCAAAGGUGCCUUCCAGCGCAACUGCAAACCGAACGAUAUUACGCUGCACCUGAAAGCGGGCAGCUAUCCGGUCAUCAGUCCGGAAAACAUCACAUUCCCGAAGCAUUUCCUAGACGCGGAGGAACGAUUUGAAAUCCACAGCCUACAGUUCAAGUCGGACAGCACAACACGCCGGCUGAGCAUUGAAGGACCACAUCCUGGCAACUGGUUCGCCGUGGCAUUCAUCAGCUGGACCGAUCCGAAUAACGAGCGAAUAGAGCAGCAAGGUCUUGCUGCCUCCUGCGAAACAUUGCUGAUGUCCGAGAUGUCCAUAACGAAUGCACUGCCACAGAUGCUUAACGUGGAUGUGCGUCACGAGGGUACACUUGCCGCUGACCAGCUGGAACCCAAAUCCUUCAAGUUUUUCGUCCCGAGCAACGUGUCGAUCGUAACGUGGCGCUUUUCCAUCACGCAGCCCUGCGCGAACUGUACCGAUGUUAGCUUUCAUGUGCAGGCGAGCGCAUUGCCAACGUCGCGAAACUAUCUGCAGAAUGCCAUCAUCUGUCCGAACCAAACCGGUGACGUAAGCAUUGAUUUCUAUCCUCACGAAAGUGCCUGGCAUUACGUGGAUAUGGAUUUUAUGCGUGAAAAUCCACCCAAUAGUAGCGGUACCAUUGUGGCUGGGUUUCACCCCAACGAUACGAUCAGUACGGACACCACAAAUCAAACCGAGGAAAGAAAGAAGGAAGGUCCAACGAGUGUUCCAGAAGCGCAGGCGUUAGUGUAUACCGUGGAGCUAAUCUAUCACGCACAUGAGAGUGUACCAGGUGCAGCGUCUACGAUGACUCCGUCCACCGAGGAACCUACCCCGGAAAGUGUCGAUUCUGCCGAUGAAGGUGAUACAUUGGCGGCAGACACCAAGUCACUGCCGAAUCGAAGCUUCGACCGCUAUCCCGUGCUGCGACAAACGUAUCGCGAGUUCUUCAUGUUCGACUAUGACCUGCUGCCGGAUGUGAAUGGUACUGUGCCGGUUACGCUGAACCUUACCGCCGGCAUACCCGCGCUGAUGAAGUUCGACGUUAACGAUGUGUACGACAUUGGUGGUACGCUCAGCUUUGCCGUUGCCAUGCGGCAGGAUCUUAAGGGCAGUUUGAUCGAUGCACGGCACGAAUCGACCAACGAACAUGCCGGUGUGGUGGCAGAGAAGCUGAUCGAUAUACAGGAAGAAUUCGUACCGGAGCUACCAGCAGCAACGACAAUCACCACCACAACGACAACGUCCACCACCACUACGACGACCACGAUGGCGCCAAGCACUACCGAGGCGGAGAAGACCAAACAAAGCGCCGGCAAAGCCAACCAAACGGUUAUCGUGUGUUUGCGGCUCGAGGAGCCUGGUAUACCUACGUGGCCAGACAAGUGCGUGUAUGGACGGCACAUCUAUCCGGCCGCAAUUGUCAUCAACAAUACGGAUGCGGACACAAACACAGGAUUGGUGCACGUUCCUUUCCCCGAACCGGGCAGUUGGUACGUCACGCUGGGUCUCUUCUGUCACGGAUCGGAAGCAACUGCACGAUCGACAAUCAUCGACAGCGUAAAGGACUUUGUGCGAUCGUACCGCUCCACGCUGGAAGCAAUGCGUCCACCAUGCUCCUGUACCGAUCGUUUGAGUUACUAUCGUAGCUGCCUAGCGGAUGACGCAUGUUUGAGUGUGCUAAAUGAAACAGAAACGCUCAAAAUUAAGGAGUGCAUCAUGGAUGCCAAGUGCACCGGCAGCCGGUCGGAUGAGAUGGCGCGCAAGUUUGAACUGCAUCACAAGUACGCCACGGAACAGAGCGUACAGGGUGGAGUUGCCGAUGCGACGUGUAAUUCCAGCGUAGUCUUCACCAUCUCCUCCAGUCCGUGCGUGGCUGGACGGUGUGGACGGUUCGGACGAUGCUAUCACUACAUGUCCGGUGGGUUCGUCUUUUCCACGUGUCUGUGCCUGCGUAACUAUCGUGGCUGGGACUGUACCGAAGACUCCCAGGUACCGUCGAGCGCUUCUAUCCUGCUCGCCUCCCUGAUGCUGACACUGUCCAAUCUUCUCUUUCUGCCGAGCAUCUUCUACGCCGUCAAGCGUGGCUACCACAGUGAAGCGAUCAUCUACUUCUUCGCCAUGUUCUUCUCGGCGUUCUAUCAUGCGUGCGAUUCGGGCGAAGAGGAGUUUAGCUUCUGUUUGGUGAAGAUAGGCGUACUGCAGUUCUGUGACUUUUACUGCGGUCUGCUCGCCAUCUGGGUAACACUGAUCGCCAUGUCCAACAUUCGCCAUCAGUUCGUGUCACUGUUGCACAUGCUCGGGGCAAUCCUGUUAGCGUUCGGGACCGAGCUUAACAAGCAAUCGCUUUGGGUGUUUCUGGCACCGGCCCUCACCGGCAUCUGUCUCAUCUCCGUCAGCUGGGGUUUACGCUGCCGGAAGACGAAGCGAUGUUUCCCAGCCCGCAGCUAUCUGGCACUGUACCUACCGAUCGGUAGCGUACUCGUGAUGGUCGGAUUGGUCUGCUUUGCCUUUCUCCAGACGAAGCAAAACUAUCACAUCGUCCACUCGAUCUGGCACAUGGUGAUGGCGCUCAGCAUCCUCUGCCUGCUACCGGACCGCAAAACGUUUCACCCAAAGUGCUAGCAUACGGUGAGAAUCUACCUGCUCAACUCGGGCUCACCCUCCACGUCGACACAGUCCCAAUCGUCCAGCUCGAUGUCGACGUCCUCCACCACGUCGUCCUGCUCUACAGCGGCAACUGCUGCAAACAUCACCACUACGACUAGCUCCACCUCGGCUGUGAUAUCUCCGUCGUCCCCGGUGGCAACCCCCUGUACGGUGUCUACGAUCACCGACGGCCAGGGUACGAUCAUGCGCAAACACCCCUGCACGAUCCAAUCGGUCGAGGAGCAAACCCCCAUUGCAGCACUGCCUACCGUACCGUAGUAAUGCUAAUUGUUAUCACCGACGUUAUACCCUGGCACACUGAAGCACUCGUGCACGAGAUGGCGCCGCCGGCGCUCAACUAUCUAGAGAAGAACACUUGUAGUAUUAUUGGUCAACAGAGCACUAACACCACAUUCCCCAACCGUUUGAUGUUUUCCCUUGUCCCAUGGUACUAGAUAGAUGGAACGGAAAUGCGAAGAUGGUUCCUGCCUUUCGACUCCUUUCUUCUCGAUAUGAUGUGAUUGUUACAUCUCGUGUUUUUGUCUGCCUAGGUGUAUGGAUGUAUGUCUAAGUGUAUGUUUGUGUGUGUGUGUGUGUAUAAGUGUGCUUGGAAGAUAGGAGCGGCAGGUGUUGCUAGCUAGCUACUUACUAGUAUAUACGUACGCAGAGACGUGAUCAUUUUAGCUCAAAUCCGUGUGAUUCUCGUCCACAUUCCGUGUUAGUAUGUGGGUGGUGGCGAUCCCGUCGAUGUCAAAGAAGCUGUGGAGUCGAUGGAACAACUAAUAGACCGAAGAAAGGAAAGAAAUAUUCUCGUACUCACAACACUAUAUUUAAGGGGCUGAUUUACACCGAUCAAUCGACCAUUGUUUGAUAAAUUCAUACGUGCCUUGCUGUAGUAGAAGUGAAGAACCGGAAACCCUGAACAGAGUUGCGAAACACGUCGAAAUAUCGAAGCCUUUUUUUGGGAAGGGUUUUGGGAAGAAUGCAUCGAAAACUAACACGCGGUACUAGGUAAGUACACGCGCACACUAUUAACCCAAAACGCAGCUCAGUACGGGAUGCUGCCGGUUUAAAAGCUUUUACAUCUCCAACUUCUGGUCGUUGUUCAUCCAAAUUUGUAAAUGGUAUAUUUUUCCGUUCUUCUUCUUCUUUCUGUUGCGUUCCGACUUGAUACGAUGCACCACGUUUUCGUACACAAUUUUGCGCACAACCUUCAAACCAUUAGGGAACUAAAGAAAAACAAAACAGAACAAAAAAGAAAUAAAGUAAUGAUUAUGCUAAGGAUACGGAAAUAACAAGAAAGCAGAUAAAUUAAUCUAACUUUACCAGUAGUGAACGUGUGUUGGGCAGGAAGAGGAUACAAAGGAUAAGAGAGACAAGAGCUACUAUUUACUAUGUCUGCUACAGUGACAAAUUCUCGGAAAGUUCGCAUGUCCAAAAGCAUAGGAAACAAAAUGCACACAUUUGAUAAACAUAACAAAACAAACAAGAUAAUUGCAAACUAGCAAAAGUUAGUACCGUGAACACAAACUUGCCAGCCACCACUUCACUCUACUGCAACGUUGCUGCUCGCCCAAUACUGAACUACUUUCGUAUGGAGUCAAUAUAGCCGGAUAGGGACACAUUUCACGUCACUUUACAGCUUAACGAAUAAGAACUUACGAACCAUUUACUGAACAAACAAACAAACGGCCCCGGUUAGGAAUAUUUUGUGGGAAGUUAAUUUAUACCUAACAGAAAAGUAUAGCAAAACAAACGCAAAGUAAAAUACGGUGAACAAAAUAGCAUGUAUGACAUGCCAAUCAAUGGUUAGGUUCUAAAAGCAUCGAAAGUUAAAAGGACGGCUCUUGUGUUUAGUAAUUUAAUGGUAUCUUUUAUACUGGCAAUAUACUACAUUCGUAACGUAAUUACACACAACAGUUACCAGGGAUUGUGAAUCCGCUAUAUAAAAGCUAAUUUAUCACAUCAAUUGCAACCAGUUUCCAAACAUCAAUAUGUUCCUUUUUCGUUACAAAGAAAAAAGAAACACGCAAGCAGAUACGACUUUCGUCAAAUGAAAAGCAAUUGUUAAGACUGCAACCUUCAAACGUGUGUUCGCUGUUCUGCGGUUUACUUUCGACUGUACAUCACCAGCCACCAGCCAUCGAUCCUCACUCACGUGGUGCUACAGAAUAUGUGCGCGAACUGAGGCUAUCUUAUAUGACAGUACGUAACGUUGUGUUUGUUUUUAAAAAGUUGAUAAAUUUGUGAAAAACAAAACUAACAAAUGAAAUACCAAAGCUAUCGCCUCCGAUUACGUCUAGGGCGAUUACAAUAGGACACGAAUGGAUAGAUGUAAAAAUGUAAUGGAAAGCGGGGGUAAAGAAAACUUUCUCUUGCACUUUCAGUUUUAAAAAACACGGCUCAUGGGAAAAAUGAAACUUUGCACAACACAACUCUCACCUAACACACGAAUUCAAAGCAAAUGAACUAAAGAAAUGAGCUGAUACUAAAGCAUGACCCUAUGCCUCGCUGUACGGGCUUCAUUCAUUCCAAUACCAUUCACAUUCCAAUGUUUUCAGUAUUUGGUUGAAUGAUAAUUGUUAUCAAUUUUCAUCCAAAUUGUAGAAAAGGCUGUUGUUACCCUAUAAUUCUAACAUAGAUUUAUUUAAUUUUCCACUAAUUUCCCAAUAGUCAAGGACCACAAAAAGAAUUUAUAUUGCCGGUCACCAAUUUUUUAAAUCUUAAAAUUUUAGCUUGAGGUCACUCCAGCACACAUUACGUGGUGCGAUUAAUCCAUCUUAGUUAUUAAUUGAAAGAUUUAUGCAACGAAACCCGUAUUUGAAACCACC